Peromyscus leucopus (white-footed mouse) is the source of this 5493-nucleotide messenger RNA. RefSeq names its product lysine demethylase 4B (gene Kdm4b). The record is from RefSeq and is a predicted model, not a curated record. Gene Ontology annotation, biological process: chromatin remodeling. NCBI's taxonomy places the organism in Eukaryota, Metazoa, Chordata, Mammalia, Rodentia, Cricetidae. The transcript has 24 exons. Gene Ontology annotation, molecular function: histone H3K9 demethylase activity. Gene Ontology annotation, cellular component: nucleus. Bases 312 to 3617 code for a protein of 1101 amino acids.
AGGCGCUUGCUGAGGGCUCGGCCGCGAGCGAGCGAACGAUCGAACCUGCGAACGAACGGGGCGAAGUCAGGAGCCGAGCGGCCCGAACGAGCGAGCGAGGCCCGGCGGGGGCGACGCGAGGCGGCCGAGCACGCGCCGCUCAGCCCGCUGUCCACACUCGGGGCCGUGCGCGCCGCGCCAGGACACUGUUGUCACUGGAGGUGCCCGACAGAAAGCAACCCUGACUGCUUCCUUGAGCCUGGGUCAUUUGGCCACCUCAGCCCCCUGGAACCUCCUGGAACCUCCAGGUGUGUCUCUGCAUCGCUGCAGCCAUGGGGUCCGAGGACCACAGCGCCCAGAACCCCAGCUGCAAAAUUAUGACCUUCCGCCCCACCAUGGACGAGUUCCGGGACUUCAACAGAUACGUGGCCUACAUCGAGUCGCAAGGUGCCCACCGCGCAGGCCUAGCCAAGAUCAUCCCACCCAAGGAGUGGAAGCCACGGCAGACGUAUGACGACAUUGAUGACGUGGUCAUCCCAGCACCUAUUCAGCAGGUGGUGACAGGCCAGUCGGGGCUUUUCACACAGUAUAACAUCCAGAAGAAGGCCAUGACCGUGGGCGAGUACCGCCGCCUGGCCAACAGUGAGAAGUACUGUACCCCACGCCACCAAGACUUUGACGACCUGGAACGAAAGUACUGGAAGAACCUGACCUUCGUCUCGCCCAUCUACGGGGCCGAUAUCAGUGGCUCUCUGUAUGAUGAUGACGUGGCCCAGUGGAAUAUCGGCAACCUGAGGACCAUCCUGGAUAUGGUGGAGCGUGAGUGCGGCACCAUCAUCGAGGGUGUGAACACACCCUACCUGUACUUCGGCAUGUGGAAGACCACUUUUGCCUGGCACACUGAAGACAUGGACCUGUACAGCAUCAACUACCUGCACUUCGGCGAGCCCAAGUCCUGGUACGCCAUCCCACCGGAGCACGGCAAGCGCCUGGAGCGCCUGGCCAUAGGCUUCUUCCCUGGGAGCUCACAGGGCUGUGAUGCUUUCUUGAGGCACAAGAUGACACUCAUCUCGCCCAUCAUCCUGAAGAAGUAUGGCAUCCCCUUCAGCCGGAUCACCCAGGAAGCUGGGGAGUUCAUGAUCACUUUCCCCUAUGGUUACCACGCGGGCUUCAACCAUGGCUUCAACUGUGCAGAGUCCACCAACUUUGCCACGCUGCGCUGGAUUGACUAUGGCAAAGUGGCCACACAGUGCACAUGUCGCAAGGACAUGGUCAAGAUCUCCAUGGAUGUGUUCGUACGCAUCCUGCAGCCCGAACGCUAUGAGCAGUGGAAGCAGGGCCGUGACCUCACUGUGCUGGACCACACUCGGCCCACAGCCCUGAGCAGCCCUGAGCUGAGCUCCUGGAGCGCCUCACGUGCCUCACUGAAGGCCAAGCUCUUGCGCAGACAAAUUAGUGUGAAGGAGAACAGACCCUGGAGAAAGGCUGAGGAGGAGAGGAGGCCGAGUCUAGAGAGGAGGCGGGAGCCGACCAGGAGGCCAGGGCCAGCGUCGCACCGGAGACGGAGCCAGCCCAAGAAGUGCAAGCCUGAAGACUCCAAGUCUCCUGGGGAGGCGGCGGCUGGGGUGGCUGGUCUGGACGAGGCUGGGGGCUGUUCCCGGGAGGAGGCCACACCGGAGGACGAGGAUGAGGAUGAGGAACUGCUGCCCUCGCAGAGCCACGAGGCCGGGCCAUGCAUGGAAGAGGAUGGCAGAGGCAAGCCCCGGCCAACCAAGGCCCGGAGCAAGAAGAAGACCCCCAGCCCCCUGUCACCCCUGUUGCCGCCUGCCCCACCAACCCUGUUACCCACUGAGGAGGGCCUGAGGCCACCACCCCCACCUAAGUCUCCGGUUCCAACCAUGGGCCCCAUGGCCGCAGAGGGAGGUCUUCCACCAGCACCCCUCAAUGUGGUGCCUCCUGGGGCACCGGGUGAGGAAGCAGAGGUGCGGCCGAGGCCCAUCAUCCCCAUGCUGUAUGUGCUUCCCCGCACCAACACCACUGAUGGGGACCGGGAGCGCACUGCCCACCCACAGCUGGCACCCAUGGAGCUGGGACUGGAAGACGAAGGCCAGGCCCAAGCCGGCAGUGCGCAGGCCCCGUCCUCCUUCUCCAAGCUGAAGGUGGAAAUCAAAAAGAGCCGUCGUCACCCCCUGGGUCGGCCACCCACACGGUCCCCACUGUCUGUGGUCAAGCAGGAGGCUUCCAGUGAUGAAGAAGCCUUCCUGUUCUCAGGAGAGGACGAUGUGAGUGACCCCGAAGCCUUGAAGUCCCUGCUGUCGCUGCAGUGGAAGAACAAGGCGGCCAGUUUCCAAGCUGAGAGGAAGUUCAAUGCGGCAGCUGCCCUCCAUGAGCCCUACUGCGCCGUCUGUACGCUCUUCUACCCCUACAGACAGUCAGUACAGACAGAGCGGGAGAUCCCGGCCACUCCAGGGGACAGCACUGUCCAGCCACCCUCGAAAAGUGGCCAGAGGACACGACCACUGAUCCCUGAGAUGUGCUUCACUUCGAGUGGGGAGAACACGGAGCCACUGCCUGCCAAUUCCUAUGUCGGCGAGGAUGGCACCAGCCCUCUCAUUUCCUGUGCCCACUGCUGCCUGCAGGUCCACGCCAGUUGCUACGGUGUCCGGCCUGAGCUGGCCAAGGAGGGCUGGACAUGCUCCCGGUGUGCGGCCCAUGCCUGGACUGCGGAAUGCUGUCUGUGCAACCUCCGCGGGGGAGCGCUGCAGACGACCACGGAGCACAGGUGGAUUCACGUGAUCUGCGCCAUUGCAGUCCCCGAGGUACGGUUCCUGAACGUGAUUGAGCGCAACCCUGUGGACGUCAGUGCCAUCCCUGAGCAGCGGUGGAAACUGAAGUGUGUGUACUGCCGCAAGCGCAUGAAGAAGGUGUCCGGCGCCUGCAUCCAGUGCUCCUACGAGCACUGCUCCACAUCCUUCCACGUGACCUGCGCACAUGCAGCUGGUGUCCUCAUGGAGCCCGACGACUGGCCCUACGUAGUGUCCAUCACCUGCCUCAAGCACAGAGCAGGUGGCCCUGGGGGUCAGCUCCUGCGCACUGUGUCCCUGGGCCAGGUCGUCAUCACCAAGAACAGGAACGGGCUCUACUACCGCUGUCGCGUCAUUGGCAGUACCGCGCAGACCUUCUACGAGGUCAACUUCGAUGACGGCUCCUACAGCGACAACCUGUAUCCAGAGAGCAUCACUAGCAGAGACUGCUUGCGGCUGGGGCCGCCUCCUGAGGGCGAGCUGGUGGAGCUGCGGUGGACAGACGGCAACCUGUAUAGAGCCAGGUUCAUCUCCGCGGCCACCAGCCUCAUCUACCAGGUGGAGUUUGAGGACGGGUCUCAGCUGACGGUGAAGCGUGGGGACAUCUUCACCCUAGAAGAGGAGCUGCCCAAGAGAGUGCGGUCCCGGCUGUCUCUGAGCACGGGCACACCACAGGAGCCCAGCUUCUCUGGAGAGGAUGUGAAGGCUGCUAAGCGCCCACGGGUGGCCACCAUGCUGGCCACCACCACAGAGGACACAGGGCACAGCCCAGAAUACCUGGCCUUCGUGGAGAGCCUGCUGCAGGCACAGGGUCGACCUGGGGCACCCUUCUAGAUGCUGCCCACUCCUGUCCCCACCGCGGGACCUACCUGGGCAACAGGACCAGCAGGAUCCAACAUGGCCGGACUCAGGGAGAGGGGCCAGUGUCCCUGGACUGCAGCGAUUCCGUGGGACCCGGCCUGGCUGUGCUUUUCUCCUAAAGGUGCUACGGGGCAUCCCAGAGCCUCCUGUGACAGACGCCAGCCAAGGACGCUGGGGCACAGCCCCAGCCCGUUUUCUAGAUUUGUGGCUUUAAAAACUGACAGCGGAAACACUCGUUCUCCUCGCAACCAAGAUGCGAGGAGAGGAAAGCUUCGUCCUUGUUUGCCGCCUGCAGAUGUCAUCUGUCUGCUGAGCAGGUGGAGAGGUACUUUUGUACAGGUGUCGCCCUGGAGGAUGACAGCCCAGUGCACAGUGACCUGUGUGGUGGCUGCUUGUGUCUUCUGCUUCCUGCUGGGGGAGGUGGGCCCUGCAGGAGCGUGAGUCCCUUCCCUGUCCUGCCCCCCCCCCCCCGCCCCACCAUGCAGAGUCCACCUCACUCUGCCUCCACUGCCUGGGAUGGCAGGUGUCCCCAGGGGUGAGCCAGACUUCCAAGGUGACUGAGCCCCACAGCUGUGGCCUGGGGUUCCGUGAGCCUUCACCCUUGACGGAGCCUCUGCGGCUGAGGCAGGGGAAGCAGGGGCCACCUUCCCUUGGAGCGGGAGUCAAGAGACAGGGACCCAGACUGCACGGGUGGUGCUGCCUGUGGGUUAGCUCUGUCUCUCUGGAGGCCACUGCCCCCCUAGCGCCUCAGUCCAUCCCCAGGAUGGACAGCUCAUCUGUAAGUGACAGAGGACCGCACAGACAGGCCUGGCCUGGGGACCUGCUGGGGACUUGGAGGGACUGGGCCUCUCCUGAGUGCCCAGUGGCCGCCGUGUCCAUGUGUACUUUGAAAUUCUAUUUAUAUUGUAAAGAGAUAAAAAGGGCCCAAGCUUGGGCCUAGAGGAAGAGGCUGGGCCACAGAGGUCUCGGGCUGCGUCCCUCGUGGGCUCUGCAGAGGCUGCAGAGUCCUGCACACACUCCUCACAGAGGCCUGGGUUUUACUUUGUGCAAAGACAAAACAAAACAACAAACCUCGCACCCCCCCUUUCCUCCCCACCCCAAAUGAAGGAUGUCGUAUUUUUGCCUCAGUCUCAGGCCUCUAGUUCAGUAUCAGUUAAAGCCCUUGAGCACCUCCUAUUCCCGCCUGGCCAUGGCUGUGUCCUCAUUUCUGGCCAGGGCCAGAUGGGCUCAGGAUGGAGGGCUCCUUAACCAGGAUGAUGGGAACAGCGUGUCCUGGUCUGGAUGCAGGGGCUGCCAGGAGGUGGGACGCCAUCCGCAAGACAUCUCCAUCUUACCCCAGUGGCACAGGCCUGAGUCUGUGUCCCCACAGGACGCCAGGGCUCUCUGGCUCCCCUUGCUUGUCAGUAGCCCAGCCCCCGUCUGCCUCCCAUGCUAGCUAUCGCCACAGAUGAGCAAAGGUCCUGGAGUCAAGCAGAGGGAGCCCAGCAAGAGUCACAGAGGGGGAGUGGGGGCAGGGGCCGUGGAGGGCUGUGGGUAGAAGCCUAGAGGGUACCCACAAAGGGAUGUCAGCGGCAGGCAGCCAGGUGGGGCAGAUGACCCUUGUUUUCCAUUCCUCUUUGAAACAUAAAAGACUUUGGGACAGGUGAAAGCUCUGGGGAGGAAAGGGGAGGCAGCCUUGGCGGGGACAUGGCCAGGAUCCUGUGGAGGUAGGGUGCUGUUCCAGGAGGGGACAUCUAACUAGCUCUGACCCUGGCUGGCACAUCCUACUGAGCUCAGACUGGCCUGCAGCCCUGGGCCAAGUCUGGCCCUAGACCUGUUUUCUUGUCAAUAAAGUUUUAUUUGCACAUGG